CCAGAGUGUUGACACCUCUGUCAGAGCGUUCUGUUUUACCAUUACUAUAACAUCGUUGUCUCUUUCUUAUACGUUGACUUCUGAUAAUUCUAUCUUCGUUCCUCGUUUUCGAGUGCCGCGUAGUGUCAAAUAGAAGAAUGCAUGAAUAGGUUUACGUUCCCACUGGUUUUUAACUUUUAGAGAUGUGAGAGUGAUUAAUCUGUGGGCAUUGUUCGUAUCUAUCUCCAUUCGCCUUUUCGACGUGUUUCGAUGUGAUGUGCUUCUAAAUAUUGGUUAAAACACAUUAUAAAAACACGUUUUAUCAAAGAAUGUUAUAAAUAAGGCAUAACAAGUGUAAAUGAAACAAUAGAAAAAUGAGUUCUCUGCAGCAAGGUAGCAGAUUCUUACCUUUUUCAAAUAAUAAUAUACAAAGGAAGCAACUAUCAAUGCAAGGUGGUCUUCCACAAAGUUUGAGUGGUAGUGAAACUGAUGUAUCGACAUCAAAUGAGAACUUAACUAAUGAAGAUCGAUAUGUUAUAAGACAUACAGCUCGUCAAGAACCUCAAGGCCAAGAAAAUCAGCAGCAAAGUCCAUCGAGGUCUUCCAGUCAUAAAGAAAAUAUACCAAAUAUACAAGGUAACCUGCUCAACAGAAACAGUUUGAAGGAUAGUUUAAAUGGUUCAAACAGAAACAGUUUGAAAGAAAAUUUGAAUGGUUCUAAUCGAAAUAGCCUUAAAGACAGCAUUAAUGGUUCUAAUAGAAAUAGUUUGAAGGAUAAUUUAAGUAAUCGUACCAGUGUAGGGUCAAAUAGAAGUAGCUUAGAUGUGUCUACAAGCUCUUACAACACACUUAUUAUACACAAUGCUAAUGAUGAUAAUUCAUGGGUACCAUCUGGAAGGUUGUCAGGUGUAGUAAGAGAACAUGGAGAUAUGGGUUACUUAUAUUGUGAUGGUGGUGGUAAAGGACAUUCGAAUAGUCCUACUAUGCAGUCUUUAUCAAAUUUAUCUCAUGAAGACCAUGUUUAUGAACAACCUAAUAAUGGAGGAUGUCAAGAAAUUACAGAUAUACCAGAUGAUUAUCUUAGUCAGUCACAGGUAUUAAAACAUCUUGCAAAAGAAGUUAAAGUACCAUCUUAUAGCAAGCUAACUAAUAAUGGAGGAAAUAUUGAUAUGAGAAUGAGAGAUGGUGAUAGAGGAAAACAGAAUGAUAGCGAAUCAGAAGAUAGACCACCACCUUCGUAUAUGUCUGUUCUGCUACCAUUAAAAAAUAAAUCUCGUCUUCUUGGGCCAAUGGAAAAAUUGACAUUAUCAAGAUCACAACCUGAUUUAUCUAGAAUAGGCAAACCAGAUAUGGAUAAUUACAAUUUGCGGGCAACUUCUCCACGACCUCAAACGAAAGGAAGAGAGGAGACAGAAUCUGCAACAGGUGAAAUUUGGCCACCAUCAGAGAUGAUACAAAUUGUAAUCCAGGAGAACAGUGCCUUAAAAUUAGAAUUAGAACGAUGCUAUAACAAAGUUGCUAAAUCUCAAAAGUUGGAACAAGAGAUCGCGAAGGUACACAGGGCUCAUGAGGAAUUGGCUGCGUCCAGUGAACGAAGAGAGAAACUGGAACGAGCUGCUAGACUGAGGUUACAAAAUGACUGCAGACGAUUAACCGAAUUAAAUCGUGCAUUGAGAGAUCAAAUAGAUUUAUUAUCGGCACGUACCGAUAGUCCUCCGAUCGUAGAAUCUAUGAGAAAGGAAUUAACGCAACGAGAGUUAUUAAUUGGUCAAUUGAUUACACAAAAUAAAGAAUUAGCCGCGGCGAAAGAAAGGCAGGAAAUCGAAUUAGCAGCACAGCGAGCAACGUUACAAGAACAACGUACACACAUAGAUAUUUUAGAUACUGCUCUCACUAACGCACAAGGCAAUGUUGUACGCCUUGAAGAAGAGUGUCGGAAGAAACAAGUAUACGUAGAAAGGGUAGGCCAACUUCAACGAGCUUUGUCUUCUCUUCAAGCGUCCAGUGACAGAAGAGAAGAAACAGAAAGACAGUUGAGAGGUCAAUUAGAACGGGAAUUAAGAGAAGGCGGUGGCGGCGGUGGCGGUGGUGCUAAUGGUAAUGAACAAUCCUCCAAUGGAGAAACGAUCGCAGAAUUAAAACGAAGAAUACGCGAAAGAGAUGAAAAAAUUAUGUCACUCGAGGGUGACGUUGCAAAAUGGGAGCAACGUUAUCUCGAAGAAAGUGCACUAAGGCAAGCGGCAAUUGAUGCAGCCAGUCUACCAAAGGACGCCAAGAUAGCUGCGUUAGAGAAGACGAGUCAAGACGCUGAGAAAUUAAUUGCAGAGGCACGUUCUGAGAAAAUGAGACACAUGGAUGAAGUACACGCGGCACAGAAAAAAUUAGCUGAUUUUGAAUCUAGAAUGAAGGAUCUAGAAUCGAAAUUAGCUGAAAGGGAUGCAAUGAUUAGAGUCCUUCAAAAACAUACGUAUGACAAGGAUAGUAGUAGCAGUAGUGGUGUUGGUAGUUACCCUGCUGCACAUUCGUCUCACUCAAGCACAUCAGCGGAUCACCAUACUGCACUAACAAGCACGCCAGAACUCGUAAGCAGUGUAUUGGGUGGUGGUAGUGGUUAUGGAAGUACUGGUUCGUAUGGUGUUACGGACAGUUACAAGUAUAGGAAGCAGGGGAGCUUCGAACAAACGAAUAAAAGUCUCGAUGAUCAAUUAAAAGAACUAGACUCCCAACUACUUAGUAAGCGGGCACUUUGCUGUUUUCCAGGAUUCUCUAAUCCAGGCACUGCGUCGCGAAAAGGAAAAAUACCCAAGCCAUUAUUGGCGGGUGUAGAUAGCACAGGUACCUCGAGCACCGCCUCGAGCAAGAGUCGCCUAUUAGACGACUCCGGUGGCGAGGUUUCGCCGGGUAUCAUGGAAUUUGCGAGUGCAGCCUCGAGACUAAAAGGCACUGUAUCGAGAUUGUCAGACGGUAAGCCCGAAGAUAUGAUGCUGCUGGAGAAGCAGGGCAGAAGCUCUCAGAGGCAGAGGAUGCAAGAGGGCGAACCACGUCGCGCGGGUAGUCUUCCUCCUAGCUCGUUACCGCGGCCACCGAAGAAUCUGAAGUCGACGAACUCGCGUUACUGCAGACUAAGCGACACGGAGACUCGCAAGAAAUCAGAUCCAGGUCCAGCUUUGGACACCUCUGUGAGCAUGAAGGUGCGCGAUACGAGCAACUGCACCAUCGAGUAUGGCAGAUUCGACACGAAGGCUCAGCGUCGAAAGAAAUCAUCCGGAACGGAACAGUUGGUCGUGAAUAAUUCGCUGAAAAAGCCAUCCUCUACGACAAGUCACGAGUACGAGCGCCUUCAAGGUGAAAAUAUUCGCAAGAAACAGCCUUCCAGUUCAGAAACGAAGCACAGGGAAAUGCAGAGUCGCUCGCUGAUACCUCCACCGUCUCGUCGUAUCGGAGAGUACGGUCGCCUCAGCGAUGGCACCUUGAGAAAGCAAACUGGUUCACGAGGACAAAGCACCGGAAGCACGGUGAGCAGCAAGAGCGGCGGGCGCGACUCCGGAGGCACUGCUAGCAGCGAGGCGUCCACGUCAUCGUUGCCUCCUUCCAAAGCAAGAUCCAUACCUCGUCCGAGCAAUUACCGCAUUCAGUUUUAAUUUAUAACGUUUGGAAUCGAGUUAGUCUUCCUUCUUACAAAUAUUGGCUUUCAAAGAGAUGUUCUCUCAAAGGAGUGUAUAACUCCUUGUAGCGUAUAAAGAGUAACUCGUGGGAUAUAAUUUUCCAUACUUUAUCUUCCAUUUAUGAGAAUCUUCCUUACCAAACAUUGAUACAGAUGCUUAUUCUACUGUCUUAAGUUUUCUAUUGCAUUUUCAACGAACGACGGAAAAUUUCUUUCUAGUAGAUGUCAGAGAGGAGCACAGCAGGGUCGAAUGGUUAGAUGAUCGAAUGGAAAAGAGCGGUGAACGACGAAUAAAAUGGGAGGCGGAUUAAUGAACGAAGGCAAAAAUCAAAAGCGUUGACUGGUUUCGAGAGCGUCCCUACUUCGCCCUUUAGCAGUUCAGAUCCUAUUUAGAAGUCCUAAUAUACGUAUACGCGAGCGAUACGUCUACACAGCCAUAAUAUUAAACGAUGCGUUAGUUCCCUUUAUUACCAUUUAAUAACGAAGAAGCGAAGCCGAUCGCAACGACAUAGCGAAGGAUCACGAUAUAUCGUCGCGUAGCGAUAAUGCAUGACCUAGUCAUUACCAAAGUAAUUUCUGUAAUGAAAACGGAAUUGAUUUCCUCUCGUUUCGUACGCAACUACAUCUAGGAACAUUGCGGCUUUUUGUUGAAUAAUAAUAUUCGUAUAAUAAACGCGAAAAAGUGCCUUGUUAAAGACUGCGUGAAAAAGAAAUACACGAUCGGUACAACUAGGAAUAAGAGUAUACGUUCGGAAUAACUUUCACAAUUCCGAAGGACACGGAACCUUUGGAUAAAGUCAAUCGCGUGACCCUUAAGUGGACGCGUUAUUUUUUGAACGUGUAUUUUAUAAUUUUACCCUUUCGCCAGGAGUAUCGCAUUUCUGCGCGUGCCUUAUGAAAACAUAUUUCUUUUCCUUCUCUUUUUUUUUUUUUUAUGUAUCUUUAAGAUCGUUUCCUGCUGGAAACGAUAUAAAGAUACAAAACGCGAGAUAUCCAGUCAGUUUCGCUUUUCGAUGGAAAAGUGAAACUAUGGUAAGGCGAACGAAAAUUCGAUUUGUCCGGAUGCACAGCAAGCAAUUCGACUAGUAUAUAUAUAUAAAUAAAUAUAUAUAUAUAUACAUAUUAUAUAUUUUAUAUAAUCACAUUUUCGUGUGUACGUGUCUCGAUUCGAUGAUUUUGAGUGUUCUUUUACACCGAGAGAAAUUACGUAAAUCGUUAACGGUGAUUCGCUUAAUUUAAGGUGACAUAGUAAACGUAGCGACGGUGAUGAAUCAUACGUAAUACUUAGAAAUAAUAUAUUUCACGAUGGGGCAGUUUCAUAAGCAUUUACAUUUCGCCCCUAAGUAUCGUUCAGCCGGUCGAAAGGUACUUUCCCCCCUUGUCCCGCUUUAUGGUUUUAAAUGCAUUUCGAUUUUAAUAUCAAUGAAACUCUUGACGAUAGUAAUCUCGGUCGAUGAUAUUCACCUUUUAGGCAGAUUAUUUUUACGUCGUAUUUCUUGUUUUCAGCAUAUUCCUUUUAUAGACGUUAUUUAAACUGUGUAAGAUCAGGCUACAUUUAAAUUGAACUGAUUGAUUACAAAUCAUAGUCAAAGUAUUGUGAAGUUCCGGUAUAGCGUACAUGUAUUAAUUAUAGAAAAAAAAAAUUACAAAAGGAAUUAUGAAAGUGAUAAAACAGUAAUAAUUUAUGUUACUAGGAAGUUGAACGCGUCACGUUGCGAAUUUCAGCCUGAUGGGAAGGUUAUUAUAAUCUUCGUGAUUAGUAUAGGUACUUAUAAGACUGAAAAAAGUGAAUAUCGACGAAACAAAUUUUCUUCUUCGCUAUUUGCUAUCACAUGUUUUCUCUCUCAUCCAGUUUCACCCUAUUUUCUCCCCUUCGCGCGUGUGCACGAAUUUACAUCUACGUACAACCAGGAAUAUAUGUAUACAGACAUAGCUGAAGUUGAUGCAUGUUCACGAAUAUUCAUGUGCAUUAAAACGUCUAUUGUUCACGAUACGAGUUCCUUGAAGACUACAGGGAUAUUCGUGGUAAAUAUAGCGGAAAUUUCAUUAGCAUUCUCUGUAAUCCCUUCGACGAAUGGUAUGUAGCCUGUUGAAAGAAAAAAAGAGAGCAGGAAGAACGGAAAGGAAAGAAAGAAGGAAAAAAUAGAGGGGAACAAAAUCUCUGGACGUGUGUAACGUCGUUGUUUUCGCAGAGACGUCGAAAAUUUUUAGGACGAAUCGUUUAUUUUUGUCUCGCGCGAAACAAAGAGAAAAAAAGAUGAUAAAAAGGAAAAAAGAAGAAAAAUGCGUAGAAUGCCAAAGCAAGUUAGGAUGCCGCACACUACGAUUUAUAAUGACAAAUAUGUUCUAAUAUAAUUUUAGCGUAUUUAUUUGUUUUCGUUUUUGUGUUAAUUAUCUAUUUUACGUAUAGGGUGAAUUUUCUAUCAAUUAUUAUUUCCCGUGAACGUUUUAGAGGGGAAGGUUUAUCGUGCAGCUUCCGUUUUGAAGCGCGCGGUCCUACGUAAAUGGUAGGAGAAUUUAGAACCGAGUGACAACUGAUAAAAGACUCACCCUGUAUACGUAGGGUGUUCAUUAAGAUACGAUAUGUUUAGAAAAUGAGAGAUUUCUGACAUAAUUCGCACGUUUGUAAUAAGAGUUAUACGAUUCAGUACUUUUCGAAUUUGAGAUUUUAACAGUGACAUAUAUCAUAUAUUUAAAAACGAAGGUUUUCAACAAGUCUGAAAUUUUCUCUGUCUGUAAAGAUCUCUAUCGAAACGGAAGAUAAACGCGUAGGACAUAGCAAUUUGUAGCAAUUUGAAAUAAAAAUUGACUUACAAGCAUUGUUGUCAUUUCAUAUUAAUUUCACGAACAUUUUCUUUAUUUAUAUACAUUCGUAUAUAUAUCUACAAAAAUCAUUAUCUUCUACAAUAUGGAUAUAUUGAUUUUCUUCUAAAAUUUUCUACAAACAAAAUUUGUAAUCUCAGAAAAUGAAUAUCUUUUUGUAUCACUCUUAUCGCAACCACGACGUUGUAAAUGUUAUUUAUUAUUUAAAUAUUUAUUUCUAUUAAAAUCUCAUCGUAGAGAGAAUCUUUUUCAUCGAGUGUUCUCAUUUUUUGAAUAUUUCAGAUCUUGUGAAACAUCCUGUAUUUGUAAACGUAAUAUAUAUUCUAUAUAAUACGCUUAUCGUAUUGUUCUAUCACCCUCCUUUCCAAAUAACGAUGUACCAGUCACAGGAGAUAAUUAUCACGCGUGGAUUUUGUAUUGUUCAAGUUAUAACACACGUUGAUUGUGAUGUAGAACAUAGAGGAUAUGCGAACUGCCACUGGCGUACGAUUUUUUUUUUUUGUUCUCGAAAUGAAGAUUUGCUCUUUUAUACACGAAUAUUCAAAGAUCUGUGUUCAAAUACGUGAAAUGUAAAUUUUACAAAAAAUCCGACGAUUUGGAUUAUCGAUGAUUUCUCGUAGGUUGUAACUUUUUAUUGAUCUUUGCCAUAAAAAGAUUGCCCUAUGAAUAUUGUAAAUAAAGAUAACAAUAAAGGGAAACAUUUUGAAUUUUGUCGCUAA
Bombus pascuorum is the source of this 7185-nucleotide messenger RNA. RefSeq names its product angiomotin-like protein 1. The transcript is spliced from 13 exons. Lineage: Eukaryota; Metazoa; Arthropoda; Insecta; Hymenoptera; Apidae. The record is from RefSeq and is a predicted model, not a curated record. Gene Ontology annotation, biological process: regulation of cell migration; actin cytoskeleton organization. The coding region runs from base 354 to 3620 and encodes 1088 amino acids. Gene Ontology annotation, cellular component: cytoplasmic vesicle; plasma membrane; bicellular tight junction.